Messenger RNA from Drosophila busckii, 1046 nucleotides. RefSeq names its product bromodomain testis-specific protein (gene tbrd-3). Gene Ontology annotation, biological process: chromatin remodeling; regulation of DNA-templated transcription. Gene Ontology annotation, cellular component: chromatin; nucleus. Lineage: Eukaryota; Metazoa; Arthropoda; Insecta; Diptera; Drosophilidae. The coding region runs from base 161 to 967 and encodes 268 amino acids. The record is from RefSeq and is a predicted model, not a curated record. The transcript is spliced from 2 exons.
AUUAAGUUUAAUUAACGCCAAAUCGUUGAAAAAGUUCUUGUCGCUUUUUCACAUACGAUACUAUCGAGCAAAUGCGACGAUAUAUUGUGUUAUCGUUUUUGGCGUCGGGACGCUUAGUCAUUAGUCAAUAAGUCACAUUAUCAACAAGUCUAACUGCAUUAUGACUUCGCUUUAUCCACAGCAAAAGGUGAGCCCAGAGAUCAGCGCCUGCAAGUCGAUAAUACGCAAUUUGUUCUCAAAGCGCUAUAAGCAUCUGGCUUGGGUAUUCUAUGAGCCCAUCGAUGCGGAUCUGCUGGGCCUAGAAGACUACAAUAACACUAUAAUGGAGCCCAUGGAUCUGUCUACAAUCAGACGGCGCUUGAACUCCGCCUUCUAUAAAAACCCCGUAGACUUUGCACGCGAUGUGCUGCUGAUUUUCUACAAUACGUAUUUGUAUACGAAGCCAGGACAUUUGUGCUAUGAUAUGGCAAAAAAGCUGCAGUUAAUUUUUGAGCAGAUGUAUAAGCGGCUGGUGGGAGAAGCGCAAGCGCCAAACAAUGCUGUCUAUGUGGACUCCGAUUCCAGCAUAGAUGCACAGCUAGAGGAGGACGAGGCCAGCAGCAGCUCGGAUACGCUGGAGCCGUAUCAGGAGAGUCGCGUGGCGCAGAUACUGGACAGCACGUCCUUGCCGAAAAUGCCACUGCCAUUACAAGAGGCGGCUGCCACAGAUGCCUCGCUGCUGCUGCCACUGAGUUGUGAUGAGGACUUGGAGCUGCACAUACGCAUGCAGCAGCUGGAUGACAUUACGCUGCUGAAUGUCAUACAUAUGAUACGACAGUUGGAGGGUCUGAGCUUUGCUUAUCCCAGCAAUGAGCUGGAGUUCGAUGUGCACAGCCUCAAGACGCACACCAAGCGCUCCAUCUUGGCCUUUAUGGCCAGCAAGGGUGUUACCGGCAAACGUGUGCCGCGCUUAAAGAAAUUCGUUUAGGUAUUAAACAUGUGCAAUUGGUUUUAUAUUCUAAAACAAAAUUUACACUCCACAACAUAUAAAUAAAUAACCUAAGUUA